GUUUGUAUGUUCUGUUUCUGUAAGACCUCAACAUGUUGGAUGUUAAAGAAGCAGACAUGCGGUAGCCUUCAUAUGAGUGUUAAAGCAAGAGCUGACACAAACACUACUACUGGAAGGAGAGGUGCUCGGCGUGAAAGAUGUUCAGCGCCACGCAGACGUCUAAGUCUGAGUUCCUGGACAAGGCUCGCCUGGCUCGGGAGGAGAGGAAGGGCCAGAAGGAGAAAGAGCGAGCUGUUACACAGAUCCAGGCUCUCGUCCGCAGGUUCCUCUGCCGCUGUCGACUGCAGAAAGAAAUCAGGAAAGAGGUUGAUGAUUUCUUUGCAGCUGGAGAAGCAGGAACAAUGAAGAGGAACGCGUUAUCCAUCUUUAAAAUCGCACGCAAAUUAUUAUUCAUAUUCGGUAAAGAUGAUAAGCUGAGGUUUGAGAAGCUUUGUCGGAGCAUCCUGAGCAGCAUGGAUGUUGAAAACGAGCCUAAAGUGUGGUACGUUUCUCUGGCACUUUCCAAAGACCUCACCAUCCCGUGGCUCAAACAGAUCAAGGACGUUCUCUGGCUCUCCUGUGAGUUCCUGAAAAAACUCAAGCCUGAUAUUCUGCAGGACAAUAAACUGGUCACGCUGUAUCUGACCAUGCUCAUCACCUUCACCGACACGUCCACGUGGAAGAUAGUGCGAGGGAAAGGCGAGGCCCUGAAACCUGCACUCAACAGGAUCUGUGAGAACAUCAUGGGUCACCUCAAUCAGAAAGGCUUCUACUCCGUUCUGCAGAUUUUACUAACUAACGGACUGGCUCGAUCCAGGCCCUCGCUCUCCAAAGGCACGCUCACGGCCAUCUUCACGCUCUCACUAAGACCCGUCAUUGCUGCACAUUUCUCCGAUAACCUGCUGAGAUCUUUUCUGAUCCACAUCAUGUCCGUCCCUGCAGUCAUCUCCCAUCUCAACACACUCACUCCAGAUUGUAUGCUCACCAUCCAGACUUACGACCUGAUGAGAAAGUUCAUCCUGUUCCUGAGUUGUGAGGAACAGUGUCUGGAUAUCUGCGUCUGUCUGGAGGGGAGUCACAGCCUCUGCUUGCUGGGUAACCUGAUUCAGCUGGGCUAUCUGAAUGUGAAGGUGCUGGAGCAGGAGGCCGGACACUUGGUGAGGGUUCUGACCGACGUGCUGUCCUACUGCCAGGGAUACGUCUCACAGAAGAAGUCCAACCUCACACACUGGCACCCGGUGCUGGGCUGGUUCUCCCAGACCGUCGACUACGGGCUGAACGAGUCGAUGCCGCUGGUCACCAAGCAGCUCCAGUGUCUGUGGGGGGUCCCUGUGAUCUGCACACUCUUCUGCGACGUCCUCAGCAAGAAGCUGGAGGUCCAGGAGGCCGCGCCCUCCCCCCCUCAGUCGAGCUCAGUACAGAACAACCUGCCCGUCAAAAAUUUGUUUAAGAGGGCCUUCCAGAAAUCGGCGUCGGUCAGGAACAUCCUGAAGCCGGUCGGGGGGAAGCGGGUGGACUCGGCCGAGGUGCAGAAAGUGUGUAGCGUGUGUGUGCUGUAUCAGACGGCGCUCACCACGCUCACACAGAUACGGCUGCAGAUUCUCACAGGUCUGACGUAUCUGGACGACCUGCUGCCGAAGCUCUGGGCGUUCAUCUGUGAGCUCGGCCCUCAGGGGGGGCUCAAACUCUUCACCGAGUGUCUCAACAACGACACGGACGAGUCCAAGCGGCUGCUGGCCAUGCUCAUGCUGUUCUGUGACUGCUCCCGACACCUGAUAACGAUCCUGGAUGAUAUCGAGGUGUAUGAGGAGCAGAUCUCAUUUAAGAUGGAGGAGCUCGUCACCAUCUCGUUUUUCCUCAACUGCUUUGUGUAUAAGAUGAUCUGGGACGGAAUUCUGGAGAAUGCGAAGGGAGAGAGACUGGAUCUGUUCCACAGUGUACACGGCUGGUUGAUGGUCCUGUAUGAGCGAGACUGUCGCCGCAGGUUCACACCUGAUGAGCACUGGUUACGCAAAGACCUGAAGCCGAGUGUGCUGUUCCAGGAGCUGGAGAAAGGCAGGAAGAGAGCUCAGCUCCUGCUGCAGUACAUCCCUCACGUCAUUCCACACAAAAAUAGGGUCCUGCUGUUCCGGAACAUAGUGACGAAGGAAAAGGAGACGCUGGGGUUGGUGGAGACGAGCUCUGCCUCUCCACACGUAACUCAUAUAACCAUCCGCCGCUCUCGCAUGCUCGAGGACGGUUACGAUCAGCUGCGCAGGCUGCCGGUGAACUCCAUUAAGGGUGUGAUCCGGGUGAAGUUUGUGAAUGAUCUGGGGGUGGACGAGGCCGGGAUCGAUCAGGACGGAGUGUUUAAGGAGUUUCUGGAGGAGAUCAUUAAGAAGGUCUUCAACCCAGCGCUCAACCUCUUCAAGACGACGAGCGGGAACGAGCGCCUGUACCCGUCGCCCACGUCCAGCCUCCACGAGAACCACCUGCAGCUGUUCGAGUUCGUGGGUAAGAUGCUGGGCAAGGCGCUGUACGAGGGCAUCGUGGUGGACGUGCCCUUCGCCUCCUUCUUCCUGAGCCAGGUGCUCGGCCACCACCACAGCUCCUUCUACAGCUCCAUCGACGAGCUGCCCUCGCUCGACUCCGAGUUCUACAAGAACCUGACCUCCAUAAAGAGGUACGACGGUGAUGUGAGUGAUUUGGGUUUGACGUUAUCGUAUGAUGAGGACGUCAUGGGGCAGCUAGUUUGCCAUGAACUGAUCCCCGGUGGAAAGACCAUCCCUGUAACCAACGAGAACAAGAUCAGCUACAUCCACCUGAUGGCGCACUUCCGCAUGCACACCCAGAUCAAAGAGCAGACGGGCGCGUUCAUCCGGGGUUUCCGCAGCAUCAUCAAUCCCGAAUGGCUGCACAUGUUCUCCACGCCCGAAGUGCAGCGCCUCAUCUCCGGCGACAAUGCCGAGAUCGACCUGGACGACCUCAAGAAACACACGGUGUACUACGGCGGCUUCCACAGCAGCCACAGGGUCAUCAUCUGGCUGUGGGACAUCCUGUCUAGCGACUUCACCCCUGACGAGCGGGCCAUGUUCCUCAAGUUUGUCACCAGCUGUUCCAGACCCCCUCUGCUGGGAUUCGCCUACCUCAAACCCCCCUUCUCCAUCCGCUGUGUGGAAGUGUCCGACGACCAGGACACCGGCGACACCCUGGGCAGCGUGCUGCGCGGCUUCUUCACCAUCCGCAAGAAGGAGCCCGGCGGGCGCCUGCCCACCUCGUCCACCUGCUUCAACCUGCUCAAACUCCCCAACUACAGCAAGAAGAGCAUCCUCAGAGACAAGCUCCGCUAUGCCAUCAGCAUGAACACGGGCUUCGAGCUUUCCUAAUACACACACACACACACACACACACACAAUAAACACACACACACACUCACAGAAAUCAGCAGUGCAUCCGUAAAUAUGAAACGACUUGCCCCCGUGUGUGUAUCUACAAUUUUAUAGAGGAUCCGGCCACACACACACACACACACACACACACACACACACACACACACACACACACUACAGACUUGAAAGCACUGGACACCACAAGUCCUCUGAUCUGUCAGUGUUCGGAUUUAUUCUGGACCAUUUGUUGUUGCCUCUUUUUCUCAACCCCGACUCGAGGGCUGCGACUGAACCCCACGCCGUAGUCAGCGUGACACGGUUUCUCUCAGGCUUACCAAUGGAGGCGUGGUCCGGUGUCACUGGAAGCAAUACGGGAGCAAAGCAAGCCAUGCGGGACACGACCACACGUGCACGUGGGGCACCAGACGUGAUGUCACACCUGCAGAAGACUGAAGUUCGGAUGCUGGAUGAUAAAUUCACGUCCAUGUUGUGAUAUUCUGUAUAAAACAGCUAGAAUAACAAAUUUCCACGUAACGAGCGCGUGUUCCAGUGACGUUUGUACAUUAUUCGAACCGCUACGCCCUGCCUACUGUCCCAACAGAGGUUGAAAACAGGGUGGAGAAGACGCUCGCCGGAUAGACGCUGAUUUUCCGGUACAGAUCUGCACAAACCAGCAGCAGCUGUGACUGAAUAAUGAAGCUUCAGUGUGUUUGUGUGUAUUAUUAAUGCAGGAGAUAAAAGUACAUUUAAGCAAAGUGUUCGUUUAUGGAAGGUCUGAAGUUCUUCACAUAUUUAACGUAUUUAAAGUUUGCUCAUCAAAUCUGGUGAAAAUUGAAGACAGCAUACAGAUGAGUGACAAAUUAAAGAAAAAAACAAGCCGCAGAUGCUUCCAGUUAACUGUUUUGCAUCCCAUAAUGCAUGGUGUACAUCAAGAGAACAGAACAAGCCUAAAUGCUCGACCCAUAUAGUAAUCCACACUUGGUAUAAAUCCUUAGUAUGAUCCUUACUUGAGCCUUUCAGACAACAGAUUUUCUAGUCAUAUCCAAUUCCUCCACUGCUGCAGACCCCCACCCUGACGUGUUCACACAGGGAUCAGUAUCACAUACAGAGAGCCAGGCACUACUAUCCAUUAUUCAUAAUUUCUGUGCAGCAGUUAUAAAAAAAUCCUCAGACCAUCCCUCCCUCAGACACAGCCAAUAAUUAAAAAUUUAAAUCUUUAGAUCUUAGCAGUAAAGCCGUCAGUCAACACCAUCAGAACACUAACUGAGGAAAGAUCUUUGAGCUCCUUUAUCUAGUUUGAGAGACCCGACACCUAACUAAGACACUUCCUUCUGGUUUUCUUUUAAUUUGUCACAGUCUGUGUGCAUGUGAUUACUGACUGAUAGCGCAGCCUCGAGUGCAGAGGGUUUUGGUGGACAAACAAGUGACGUUACAAACUUCCAUUAACUCCAUCGUAGCUGAUUCAGUCUUUAUUUAACGUUUGGUAUUUUUUCAUCUCUCUCUAACACUGUUUGUAAUUAUUUUAGUUUCCAGACUCAUCGUUAUUUAUAUUCCAUGUAAACUCUGUACAGUACAGUGCGGUCUGUGUACUAACUGUACUGAAGUAUUGUCUGGUAACGACCUUCUGAUCUGAGGGAGCACCUUGUUUUGGUAGUAAUUAAUCACUAACAAUCGUCCGCCGUCAUGCCGUGGCCAUCGUUAAAGAGUGUUGCACUGGAAACAAGCCAUAUGAAGGGGUGGCCGGGUCUCAAACCAGCUAGCAGCUACUGUAUUUAGCGGCGGACUGUGAUGCUGGACCGACUGAACGUGGCCGUUUCUCCUCAGCAUGAUGUCACUGGAUGCUUCAAACCCAUUACUGUAUUCGUUCUCUGCAGGGUUUUGAAAUCUCUGUGCCGGUUGGACUGAAUGUUGAUCUUGAGUAGUAACCCUGCCUGCAGCCCAUUUUCCUCUAGUUCACCCGUAUAAGCAAAAACAUUCAUGGAAACUGAAGACGACGUCAGGAAGGCCUUUCCAAAUCCAGUCCUGGGACGCUUGUGCUUUGUGGAUUUGUGUUUUCCGUCUUCAUACGUUCAUCAUCUUCAUGACGUGAAGGGCUGGAUGAUUAGCUGAUGUCUACUGGAUGAAUGAGAAUGAUCUAGAGCUUCUUCUAAACACCCCCAUCAGUCUGCAUAUUCUCUCGUCUGAGUUCUUCAUGAUUUAAAUAUAUAAACAUCAUAAACGUUUCUGAUAUGGCCAUGUGGACGAUGCUUGAGAACCCAAGGGCUUUGAACUACACGCAUGUACUUUUGGAUGAACUAACAUGAGAAGUGAGGUUGAUCUUCUGAUAUAAUGAUGUCAAACUCUUGCCAUGCUUUUUUCCUCUCUACUCUUCUUUUGAUUUUUGUUUGGGCAUGUAAACAGGUUUUGGACUUGGUUGCACUACAUGAACUUUGGCUCGUCCUGAAAGGAUAUUGAAAAUAAGGUGGCGUCGGUGUAAGAUCUGCGUGUAUUCAUAUUUCCUCUGUAAAAUGUACAAAUGUCAAUCGACUCAGCCGUGUAAAUAUUCUACAGUCUUUACUAACUGA
Messenger RNA from Trichomycterus rosablanca, 5911 nucleotides. RefSeq names its product ubiquitin protein ligase E3B (gene ube3b). The coding region runs from base 138 to 3344 and encodes 1068 amino acids. Gene Ontology annotation, molecular function: ubiquitin protein ligase activity; protein binding. Gene Ontology annotation, biological process: ubiquitin-dependent protein catabolic process; protein polyubiquitination. The record is from RefSeq and is a predicted model, not a curated record. NCBI's taxonomy places the organism in Eukaryota, Metazoa, Chordata, Actinopteri, Siluriformes, Trichomycteridae. The transcript has 26 exons.